GCCCAAACAGUGCAAACAGUGCGCGUGUGGGUGUCGGAUGCAAUUGCCGCUAAAUCUCUUUGAAGUGCUCCUAGUGCUGCCGGAAGUGCCUAGUUUUUUUUUUUUUUUCUCCCGACGGGUGUCGUCCGUAGUAGGCUUUGCGUGUUUUGUGAGUGUACGUUGAUGUAAUCUUGCCCGAACAUGUUUUUAUAGCGGCUUUGUACGUGAGGUUGAUGGCGCGAUAAUAGCUUGCGAAUAAAAUCGACGUUCCGGACCAUUGUGUCACGAAAAAGUUGACCGCCCUCACCAGCGACCAAACUCAUCAUCACCAGACUGGCACGGUCCGGUCUAUAGGGUGGGGAACAACCGGCCAUAGCAGUUUCCAAUGUCAUCAGUCUUCCCCGAGGUCUUUCACGGUACAAACGGUAGAAGCAGUAGUGGUGGCCGCCGCCACAACAACAACGGAAAAAGUCGAAAGUUCACAACCGACGAUUUUGGCGAGAAACUCAGGCUGUGAUAUUGUUUGCUGAGGAGCGAGCGUGAUUAAAUUUUCGGUUGCAAUUUUCGGUGGCGGCGCGAAAACAUGAAAUAAGUGUGAUGAGAUAGUGCGAAGAAAGUUCAUCAUCGGUGAGUGAGAAUCAUUUGAGAUCUACGCGCGACGACCAACAGAUAAGAAGAGGGAAAGAGUUAAGUGAUUGUUUUGUGGUAGUGUGCAAGAAGUUUUUUGUGUUCGGGGAGAAAUUUUGGAAACGUGACACGACAAUCUAUGUGUGGUUGUGAUGAGCGUUGCAACGGCCACCACCACCAUCAUCCCCGCCGCCAACAUGAGUGCUACCACGAAUAACAAUAACGCCAGCAACAACAACAACAACAAUAGCAUCGCUACCAACAACAAUGAGGCUCAGACGCCGGAGGUGCAAGUUACCAUCAAAGAUUUACCCAUAACGUUUAAGGUCAAAUAUUUGGGCAGCCAGUUCGCGAGGGGCCUGUGGGGGAUCAAGCACACGAGGCGACCCGUCGAUCAUCUAGUCAGUGCCGCCAAGAGCCUCCCGCCGAACAAAAUCCUGCCGUUCUGCAACCUGACCGUGUCGCUCGACGGGGUCCGCAUGGAAACGGUCACUUCGAAGCACAACGCGCUCACCAACUUCACCAUCGACACCAUUUCGUACGGCGUGCAGGACCUGGUGUACACGCGCGUCUUCGCGAUGAUCGUGGUCAAGGAAAACUACAACCUCAAGGACGAGAAUCCGUUCGAGGUGCACGCGUUCGUCUGUGAUAGUCGCGCCAUGGCCCGCAAGCUGACGUUCGCGCUGGCCGCCUCCUUCCAGGACUACUCCAAGCGGGUCAAGGAAGCGGAAGAGCAGGGCGGUGCGACGAUCGGCGGCGACGUGAAGGGAAGGCCGCUGCGGAAAAAGUUUGCCAUCGAUUUGCGCACGCCGGAGGAAAUCCAGCAGGACAUCACCGAGCAGGAAACGGAAGCGUGAUUGCUGAGCUUGAAGGGUUUUGGGGGCAGAAAAGUGCUGGUGCAAAAACCAUUUUUGAACAGACCAAAAGAUGCUAGGAGUUGGAGAGGAUGGGAACGAGAGAAAGCGAGAAUUACAGUGUUGCGGCUAGUCCAUUUAUUUUAUUUUAUCCUACUUCAAGAUGUAAUUUAUAUACAACAUAUCGCGAGCAGAUUCCGUUAAAAGUAAGAACAGAAAGUGAAAUGUAUACCAAAACAGAGCUACAUCUUUUGGAACAGCAAAGAUAGCUUUUAAGACACGCAAGAUAAACCUGUUUGUUAAUUUUGUAAAGAUUCUUGAGUGAAUCGUACUUUUACUGUUAAAAAAAACUAUUUGAUAGAAAUUUAUCAAUAAGAUGAGUGUGAGUGUGACACAAGUGAAAUUGCACCAAUACCUGAGAACAAUAAAGAAUUUAUUUUAAAGUAA
Molecule: messenger RNA, 1907 nt
Organism: Culex quinquefasciatus (southern house mosquito)
Lineage: Eukaryota; Metazoa; Arthropoda; Insecta; Diptera; Culicidae
Exons: 6
Coding region: 759-1463 (234 amino acids)
Source: RefSeq, a predicted model, not a curated record